AGGCAACAACCAACCUUACAGGACCCCAAAUAAACGUUUUUCUUUCGUACAUACAUAUAGAAAUGCGACUUUCAAAUAUCAAAUUGCGUGACGCUCAACUAUGGUGCUAUGUAUGAGUGACCAAAGAAGGUUGCAAAAACCAUGCGCCAGUGGCAGUCAGUCGUGAUAGAUUAUGUCUGGUUAUGACAUCAGCCGCUGCUGAGCAGGCGUCUCAGCAUCCCAGGAACACCCGGACGAGGAGAAGGUCGGAACAACAAUUGCCUUUCGUCCACGAGACCUCAGGUCAAGCCCUUCCACUAUGCCCCCUCCCCCACGACCCGGGGAUGAUGACGACGAUCCGCAGUUGUCAGAGACCAUGGACGGUGCGGCAAACGCAUCAAAUCCCUACGUCCAAUACGAGGAACGUGAUCACCAGCACGACAACCUCUCGGCUCCAGCCCGGAGAUCCAACAGUCAAAGUCCGAUUCCCAGCAUGCGGGGCAGCUGGACGGACCGGGAGUAUGAAAUGCAGAUUUCCGAGCGCGUUCCGGGCGAUCCGGUAGGACUACUGCAGCAGAACCACGACAGGCAAAAUGAUGUACAAGAUGACGACCGUGUCUACUCCGAUGAACGCGAAGAUUUUCCAAGCACGAUCAUACAACCCAAGAACUCGAACAGAACCCUCGCCCACGAGGCGCGCGCAAGUUCGAAGGAGGGCCGGGUGCACACCCCGAACAGCAGGAAGGCGGUGCCACGGCGAGAUGCAGACUGGCUGGUCCGAAGCGACGAGGAGAGGGAGAUGGAGUUUGCGGAAGCAGGACGUGGGCAGCAACCCGUGGGAACGACCGGAUCACAAUCCCAAUCCGCCUACCACCGGGCGAUCCAGAAGUCGCUGGACGACAGAGCUGGAAAUAAGCAAGAACCUGUAGUGCAGCAGCAGCAGCAGCCACAGAACACUCUGAACCUCCAGAUGAACAAUCAAAACAAUGUCCAGAACUUCAUGAUCGACAGCCAUUCGCAGGAGAAGUACUUCAGCAACACGCCGAAAGUCACCCGGUACGACGACGAUGGCUCCGGCUCCGGUUCCGGCUCGCCGUCAGAAGAGGGGUUUCCCUACGCCCAGGAGAGAACGAUCGAGUUUUCCGGCAGCUUUGACAACGGCAGCAGAACCAGUCCGUUCAUUGACGAGGAUCUGAACGGGUGGCAUCGGAGUAAUAAUGUUGCGGGGCCGGGGGGACGAGCGAGUUCUUCCAGAAACAGAAAUCCCGACCACGAUGCAGAUUACGAUUACGACAUGGGGUACAACAACACAAAUGGCCGGCAAAAUAACGUGAACAAUUUCCGAACCGGGAACUACCAGUACGGUGGGGCGCAGUCGUCGACGGCAGGGACAGCGAGGAGGAAUGAACAGAACUAUUACCAGAGGAACGCUAACAACAGGCAGCAACAGCACCAAAGAAACCAGUUUGAUGAUAUCAUGUCUUCCUCCCAGCAGUUCAUAAGCCAAAUGACGAGCAGUGGGAGGGAUUUCCUGCAAAGCAAUUUUUUCAAUACGACGGGCAGCAAUCUUCAAAUGAACAACCCCGGAGGCGGAGUUCAUCUUGGUCGGAAUUCCAACUACAGCACAGCUACAGGAGCUGCAGGCCCGUCGCCAGGGACGAUGGGUCAUCAACAUCAUUUCCAACCUCCGAACCGAAACAUGACGAACAACCUCGGGUCGCCGUUACUGGGCAGUAGAACUGGGAGCUUUGGAUCCCCUAUGAAUAACAAUUUCGGCACGAAUUUCCCCACCAUGAACAUCGACGAGGAAUACAACGCCGUGACAAAUGUCGACGACUUCCUGACCCACCUAUCAAAUGCAAAUAUGUCUGGGUCUGGAAAAUUGUGAUGCUAAAAUGUGGAUGAUGGAAACAGUUCCGAAUGCACCCUAGCAUGACAACUUGCCAGAACGCUUUCUCAUAGGCAAUCCGCAUGAGAGCCUGCGUGUUUGCAUGUACAAAAGAGGCUGCGACUUUUGUUGCUUUAUGCAAUACAGAUUUCCUAGGUCUAGGUGUGGAAAGCUAGGAUUACAAGUUCAAACCUUCCAGACCCAGACAUUUUUGUAUUCGAUACCACCUCUACCGCUACUACGAAGCCAAGGGGCUUCAUGGGCGAGUGGCAGACCACCUCGGCCAUUUGGUCGCGUUGGCGUUCACCAUCGGGUUCAGUUUUCUCCUCGUGUUUUACGUCAACUGGCCGGCGAUUUUCAGCUGCAAAUCGGAGGCGACCUGCGAGAAGGUGGUAUUCUGUGCAAAAGUAUCGUGCUCGUAUUGCAAUCAUGCAUGACAAAUCUUUUUCUCAAGGUAAAUGUAAAUCCGCAUUACAAAUUUUAUUUCUCAUGCUGAGGAACUUUGUAAUGCAUUUAGACGAGUGCGAUACUUUUGCAGUGCAUAAGUGGUGUUUUUCUACGACAAACCUUUCUCCAGUUUGUCCCUGCUCGGCUACAUCGCGCUGUUUUACUUCAUGCUCGCGGGGGUGUAUUUGGUGUACAACGUGUUUCAGUGUAUUGAGGACUUGCGCUAUCCGCAGUGAAUUUUAAUUUUCCCUACACGACGUACAAAUGUGGCUUCCGCAUGACAAACUUUUCUUUCAACCCUCUUUAGCAUGGCAAGUUGCUUCUUCUAUUGGUUGGUGAAAUCAUUUGUGAUGCAUUUUGUACUUUUAGUACGGGAAAUUUGUAUUGCAUAUGCGCCACGCGUUGGAAGCCUCCGCGUUCUACAAGGACAAACUCUACAUCCCAUCGGACGACGUUCUGGCCUGCAUGUCCUGGGCGGAGGUGGUGGAAAGGAUCAUUCAGGAGCAACUCCGCUGUCCCUUCGUGAUCCGAGAGGAAAGGCUGACCGCGCUGCAGAUAACCAACAUCAUCAUGCGGGAGGAGAAUCUGCUGAUCGGGUUGGUGAACAAUGAACACUUAGAGAACCACCUACCCUACUGGCUGCCGAAACGAAUUUUCUACAGCAAAUCCGUGCUGUUCGCCUUCCGGAACAUCAUCUACAAGAGCUUUUUCGACCACAAAUCGAAAGUGGAUUUCGGUUCCUUGAAGCCCGAGAUCCUGUGCAACCACUUUCGCCUCGUCGGACUCUUCGCAUUGAUCGGGUUAGGCCCGAUCUGUGUCUUCGUUAUCGUAAGGAAAGAUCCUCCCUCCCCAUAUCGAAAGUAAAUUUGUGAUGCUGAUUUGUGACCACAAAUCGACUUGUAUUGCUAGAAGGGCAACAAGAGACGCAGCUGCUCCCUCGUUUGCAGGCAAUUUGUCACGCUGUGUCCCGUUUCCAGUUGCUUCCUGUCAUGCUGAAGACGCAAGGCUUUCUCACGCCAGCCAGAGCUACACUCUGGCUAUGGGGAGGGGUCGUGAUUUUUCCGCUUGAUAUUCGUGUUUCUGUACUUCUUCAUGCGGCACUGCGAGGACUUCCGGUCACAUAGGAAUUCCCCUAUCAAAAGGAAAAAUGCCUCUCCCCAUAUCGGAAACGAAAUUUGUGAUGCUGUAUUUGAGUACACAAGUCGACUUGUGUUGCUAGAAGGCCAAGAGACGCAGCUGCGGCUUGAAUUGCAGGCAAUUUGUCAUGCUGUUCCCCAGUUCCAGCUGCCUCCUGUUAUGCUGGAGAUGCAAAGGUUUAUUCCCACGCUAGCCAGCACUACAGUCGCAGUCCGCAUCUUUUGCCUUCUAGCGUUACAAAGCUGAUUUGUGGCCACAAAUCUGCAUCACAGAUUUCCGUUUUGAUAUGGGGAAGGGGCGUUUUUCAUUGUAAUAUCCCCGUUGGAACGCCAGUGGACGGGGUACGCGGAGUGGUUUUUGCGGGAGUACAACGAAUUGCCGCAUGCCUUUAAGCAGCGACUGGAGAAGUCGAAGUUUUUCGCGAACGACAUUGUGGACAAACAGGAAAUCGUGUCGAACACGCCUUUGACCGACGGGAUCAGGAAGUGCGUAAAAUACGUCUCGGGCUCUUUGCUCGCGAUUCUAGUCGUCAUCGCCUGCUUCGACGACGCGCCUUUGCUGUUUUUGAAAAUUUGGGACAAAAACCUCCUGUGGUACCUCGCCGUCCUCGGGUUCAUCGUCACCCUGUCCGACACAAACUCUUCGGGCUCGGGGUCCGGCCCGUUUGGCGGGGGCGGCAAGAAGAAGCGGUUCGCUCUAUCACAUAUUAAAACGCUCCCACCCCAUAGUGAAGUUGGGAACUUAGCAACACAAAUCCAGAAGUCUUAGAAGCCACGCAUGACAGGUUGCAGUCCGCAGUGUAUUGCAUGUUAGCAAGGACACCUGCAUCAGAAAUCCAUUUGCUUGUCCUGUUUGCAGCAUUAGAAAUUCCAAAACACGACUGAGAGUGCCUCCCUACUUGGGGAUGCGUUUAAACAAGUGUUCCUGUAGUCGCAAAUCUGCAUGAGAACUCUGGGGUGGGGACGUUUUUACACAGGAUACGCCUCCGGGUCUCCGUACGAGGGGCACAGUGGCGCGACCUUGUACAUGGAGAAGGUGAUUUUAGACUUCGCGAAGUGCACCCACUACAUCCCGGUCGCGUGGACCAAGGUGUUUGGCGGAAUGAACGACUUCAACCCAAACAGGCGGUUGGUCCAGCUGCACCAGAGACUCUCGCUGCAGGAAAAAUAUCGGGUGGUGGAGGCGUUCGGUACUAACUACUUAUUGGAAAAUGAUUUUUUGCAUUUUUGUAUUAAAGUUGUCCACAGGAAAUACAAAUACAGCAAGGUUGAAAGUAACAAAAAAAUGAACUUUUUGCCCGAUUACCAGUGUUUAGCAAGUUUAUUCUGGCAACCCGGGUUGGUUGUUAUGCUGUGUGAAUAAUCGCGCGGUAGCAUAAUUGGGAAUGCGCCUGGUCGAACCUGUGCUGCACUUGCAGCUUCGCAGCGUUGCUAGCAGCAGCGAACAUUUCCUGUGCUCAGCACGUGGAAAACAGGUUGCCGCGUGUGGUCGUUACUUGGUCAAAGGUUCAUAGGAAGCGACUGGAACAGCCUUCCUAUGCUGUUCCGGAAGUGGGGCUAGAGGCUCUGUGCACCGACGCCGACGACUAGGAGACCCGGGUUCGAGUCCCGGAACGCGCAUCUUUUUUUGGGAGACAGAGUACUUGAUUCCGAAAGCACCCUUGUACUCGUUCACCUCGUGCUUGUUCUGAACCUAGGCACAAAAACACCUUCAAUUUGAAGACGCAAGAGAAACCUUUUUGCCCGAAUGCAAGUAUUUAGCAAGGGUAUUCUGGUGACCAUGGGCAACGGUUUUUCUUUGUAAGCAAUCGCGCGGUAGCAUAACUGGAAAUGCGCCUGGUCGAGCCUGAAUGAACUGAGGAAGGUCAAGGUCUGCGUACGUAGCAUGGACUGAGACCUUCAGGUUCGCUCCAGUCGUCGGUCGACCGGGCGGCACCGCUGUCGUCCCGAAGCAGUGCAACGGACCGGCGGACGCGCCUGGUCUCGAUGAUAGGGGUUGCUCGCAUAGACGCUCGUCUCGGGGGCUACGUCAGGUGCGAGAACAGGUCAAAGACUGGACGGAGGCCAAGGGGAAUCGGCCGUGGCUUGGUCCAGUCCUGCCCGUCGACGGCAGACUAGGAGACCCGGGUUCGAAUCCCGGAACGCGCGCUUUUUCGGUUUUUUUUUUCUCCUCUCGCGUAGCCUGUCACCACUGCCGUUCGUCUGACCCAUUUAUUAGUUACCUGUGCGGCUAGCUUCGGGUUAUUUUGGUCCGCCUGCCGAAAAAAAUAUAAAAUUAAAAUGACACUAUCCGCACUGGGCAACGACGAGGAUAAAUUUUUUUUUCCCCGAGUCGUUGCAUUUAGCAGAGGUAUUCUGACGACCCAAGCAUUCUGCUGUUCCACUGGAAUAACUGCGCGGUAGCAUAACCGGCAAUGCGCCUGGUCGAGCCUGGCGUGCAGGUGCGUUUCCACUCACUGGAGACGGCGGCGGGCGUUCGGGUGACUCAGGAAGCCCGUGCGCACUCAACUGCCGCUCGUGGUUGAAAAACUCUCACCGCGUCGCCUGCCCGAAGUGCGAGUCGCGACUCACUUCGGUCUCUCGGGGAGGUCAUCCGCGAGGAUCCCCGAGGACAGGUUCCAGACUGGCGGCUGACCGGGCCAACAGUCCACUCGACUAGGAGACUCGGGUUCGAAUCCCGGAACGCGCAUUUUUGUGUUGCGCGGGAGGAUCGUUUGCGCAAAUGGUUUUUCGUGCUGGAUCACUACAACUCUUGAACCAUGACAAUCCUAGGUGUCGCCAUUUCUUGCGUCCUCGGGAAGCAUUAAUGAGGUAUGUAUGAGUCCCAAAAGCAAAUGCAAACCUUCAAAACAGCCCGCUCCCGGGAUGAAUUACAGAAGAACUUUUUCGUCCCAAGGAUCCAGCAGCUCAUCGAAGAGAUCUUCGGACUGUGCGUGACGCCAAUUCUCCUGCUCGUCUACCUCCCGGCCGCGAGCAUCGACAUCUGCAAUUUUGUCCGGAACACGGUGUAUCAGAGUGAAAAUCUCGGCGACUGGUGCAGCCUUGCGACCUUCGAGUUAGACCAAACCGACCCAAGAUUGUCCCGGUUUGGCAAAAUAGAAAAAUCGGCGCUGAGCUUCGCUCUCAUGUAAGUACAAGUUGUUGUCCCUAUGGCUAUGGCGGGUUGGAUCAUAGUGCGCAUUUGCGAUGAGACUGUGCUCCUUAGUAAAUGUUACGCACACAACGUCGCGUGAUUUUUCCGCAUGAUCCGCUGCGCAAUAUGUAAAAUGAAAUUAUCGAAAAACAGGUACCGCAACGCUCCUUCCGAUUCGCUUCAAGAGCAAACCAACGCUUUGGUCCAGCAGCGCAUCCCCUCUGGAGAGUUCAACCAAUCUUCCCAAACCGAAACGAGGCCGACAGAAUAUGGCGUUCUCAAACGCUACAUUCUCAACUGUUACAUGAAUUUGUGAUGCAAGAAUGGCAACAGGGAAAGGCCGGAUCUUGCAAGUCUUGCAUUACAAACUUGGCACAGAUUCCCAUGCUGUUUGGCCCUUCCAAAAUUUGUCAUGCGAGGCAGCUUCAUUGUGUGGACGUUGGUGCUCAUUUUGCAUGAGCAGUUGAGAGUGUAACAAAUCAUGUAGCAGCUGAGAAUGUAGUAACAUUUGAGAACGCCAUACAGAAGUGAUGGAGAUGAGUUUGAUGGUGAACGCAAACACGGACACGGAAGUGGAACUGACCGAAGCUGAUCCGAGCAAUCCGGACCGAAAAAUUCUGAACGCGACCAGUAGCAAACGGCCGAUAGUAGAUCAUGAUGCAGGGAAUAAUUUAUCAACCGCAAAUAUGUCUGGGUCUGGGAGACUGCGAUUUUUGUAUAUCCUAGUCUGGCAUAGGCAUGGCUCUGAGCUCUGAUGUAUUGCGAGGCCGCGAAGAGCUUCUCUUGCCUGCCAUGCAAAAACGCAGUUUCUCAUGCGGAGUACGAAACUCAGUCUCAGAACCACGGAAAAAUUUGUCAUGCUUAGCCGCGCAUUGCAGUGUGCUCACUAUUCCGUUCCGUGCAGAUCACAAGUUUAUUCCAGACCCAGACAUAUGUCCGAUGCAUACACUUUGGAUUCCGAAGUGGAGACCAACUACACUGCGAAAGCCGCGGACCCCGUCUGGGGCUACCCGAUGGCGGUUUUGCGGUUGUGCUACGAUAUCGAGCAGCUGGCGAAAGAGAGUUUUGAGGACUACAACUACCUCCCCACGAGCUUAACGGAGUUGAAGGACCAAUUCGUCGAGAAGCACGCCGAUGGGACCUUUUCCAUGCUGCCGGUCUCCCAGUUUUUGGAUUUCGAUAACCCGGUUUGGUUUGACACCACGCACUACUUCUGGUUGGAAGUUUUGCUGAAAAACCGGGAAAGUUCCAGAAGGAACCGGGUCCGGACGAUAAGUAGAGAGCCGUAUGGCAAUGGUGGACUAUCAAAUGCAAAAGUGUCUGGGACUGGAAGAUUCUGACACUUGUCAUGCACGUUUUGCAUGAGCCCUGAUGUCUGUGAUGCAUGCCCUAGCAUCACAGAUUUUUUGAGAGCUUCUUGAUGCCUCUUCCGCAUUACAAAUGCCCUCUCCGCGUAGCAAAAAUUACAUUCCCUUUGGUACUCAUGCAAUACAGAUUUUUCUGGAAUCCAAAUGCAGCAUCACAAGUUGCAUUCUUCCAGACCUAGACAUUUUUACAUUUGAUAUGGACCAAUGGGGAUGAACAAUAGUGGCGGUGACACGGCGGGUGACGGGGGGGAAGGCGAAAAUAUUGAUAACCAGGAACAACAUCAUGAUCAUCAAACCCAGUAUAAUAGAAAUCCGCAGUACAACGGCGCUUCUGAUGGUGAUGAUCUUCAGGAUCGCGAGAUGCGGGAGAUCUACUCGGCACGGGAACGAACCGUGUCCAAUCAAAACUACAACCCUGCAAAUUCCCGCAUGCAGAGUCGCGGAGGCGUCAGCAGCAAUAACGCGGAUAACUACGUGUACCGGUACACUUCGUCUGCGACCUACCACGCACCGUCUUUGGGGGAAACGACCAACGAGGUCGGGGAGACGGUGUUGCCGCGGUUCCGGGACACGUUGCGGGCGGCGUUUGGGAUUAGGGGAUAG
This is a messenger RNA of Amoebophrya sp. A120, 8553 nucleotides long. Lineage: Eukaryota; Dinophyceae; Syndiniales; Amoebophryaceae. The record is from the annotation of a GenBank genome assembly.